Molecule: messenger RNA, 1497 nt
Organism: Didymosphaeria variabile
Lineage: Eukaryota; Fungi; Ascomycota; Dothideomycetes; Pleosporales; Didymosphaeriaceae
Exons: 2
Coding region: 1-1497 (498 amino acids)
Biological process (GO): positive regulation of transcription by RNA polymerase II
Cellular component (GO): nucleus
Molecular function (GO): DNA-binding transcription factor activity; transcription cis-regulatory region binding
Source: RefSeq, a predicted model, not a curated record
AUGAGUGCUUCCAAAUUUAUUGAUGGAAAAGAGGAAUUAGUAUGGAUUCCGCUUUUGAGAAGGGGAGCUUGGGAGUUUAUCGACUUCUCGCCUAAGGAUUUCUUUAACGGUCUUCCGCUCGCGCUCCAAAACGAAGCUCUGCCAGAAGAAGAACUGGGGGCCGAGACGGAAAUCGUGCACCAAGAAAUCGGCAAUUUUGAUGGGCAUGAUGCUCUUGAAGGGAUUCACCAAGGUGUACCGCAUGGGAUCGUCGACAGCAACGGUGAAGAAGCUGCAGACGAAGAGAUCAUACCUUCUCUGAGCGUACGCGAUACUUCACCUCCAAUCACGUGGACCUCAGACAUCGACCCUCAGCUUUUCCUUUCCUCGUCUCUACCUCUUCUCUCUGUCUCCGACGUGGAUUCCCAGCUUCUCGACUUCUACAUUUACGAGCUCUCCCCAAAAUGCUCGCUCAGCGUCGACUUCAACCCAUACCUCAACGUUCUACUUCCCGUAGCUUAUGAGUAUGAGCCACUUCGCCACACAUUGCUUGCGGCAUCUGCAUGCCAAUUGUAUCAUUUCAGUGGAGAUCGCCAGUAUGAGUUAUAUUCGCUACGCCAUCGAUCAAAGGCCAUGAGCGGAUUGAACAAGCAUCUUACCAAGGAGCAUAUGGACUGGAAAAGCUUGGCGACCAUGGUCAUGUUCUGUUUCCGAGAUAUCACUGAUGGGUGCGAACCGUCUUGGAUCACCCAUUUAAAGAUGGGGCUCCGCAUGUUGAAGAACCUACUUUGCACUACCCACAUCGAUAAAGACCUUCGCAAGUUUUGCGAGAUUUACUUUGUUGCUCAUGAUGUCAUGGGAAGAACAGCGUGGGGUGACGACGCGACCGAUUCCGAGCAUUAUGAUUGGGACCAAGACGAAACUUACCACGAGAUCGAUUCUAUCAUGGGUUGCUCGCGUGAGCUCAUUUCCCUGAUUAGUCGAAUAUCCUGCCUUGCUAGCUCGGCGCGGCAGCAGAACGAUGCAGCCGAUCAUACGAUAGCAGCAGCAGGGCACCUAAUGGAUCAGCUCGCUGGGCUUCAUCAAACAUUGCGAACGGGGGUCGGCCAUGCUGAAACCAUGCUAAGAAUUGCCGAAGCGAAAAGGCUAUCCGCAAUGCUCUACUUGCAUGACCGCGUCAUGGCACCGCACACAGGCGCUACCACAGCACUUGCUCAUGGUCUUCGCAACGCUAUCAUCGAGGCUAUUCAACAACUACCAGCUAGCAGUGGGGCUGCCCUAUGGCCACUGUUCAUCCUUGGAAAGUCGAAUACGAGUAGCCGUGACCAGGCGCAAUUCGUGCUUGAUCGCUUGCAUCAGCUGGAGAAGUCGCGCUAUCUAGGAAGCUUUUACCAUGCUCGGAGGAGAGUUGAAAGGAAUAUUAUGAGAAGGCUGACAGCGCAUGGCGAUGUGUUGCAACAGACGUGGGAAGAUGAAUCAGCCCUCAACGACAACGAGCGUUGGGUGAGCCUGGCAUAA